Phlebotomus papatasi is the source of this 856-nucleotide messenger RNA. RefSeq names its product protein JTB (gene JTBR). Gene Ontology annotation, cellular component: cytoplasm; centrosome; midbody. The record is from RefSeq and is a predicted model, not a curated record. The coding region runs from base 232 to 681 and encodes 149 amino acids. NCBI's taxonomy places the organism in Eukaryota, Metazoa, Arthropoda, Insecta, Diptera, Psychodidae. Gene Ontology annotation, biological process: mitotic cytokinesis. The transcript is spliced from 4 exons.
UGCGAUUUAUUGGGUUUUCUUUCCAACCAAAAACACGUAAAAGUUGAUUGUGAAAGCGUAAAAUUGAUUUUCCACAAUUUCCAGCAGUAAAUCCUGUAAAAAGUAGAAAGAAAACUGCAGUAUGCAGUGUUAGGAAGUUCAGGAAUAAAAAAACAGAGACUGUGAAUGAGAAAGAGGGGAGAAAAUGGGAUAAAUCUGUUGGGAUUCCUGCUGCAUAAAAGAUAAACAAAGAUGAUUGAAACGUGUCCUCGUCGCCGGAUGAUUACCGGAAUAUCCUUUCUUGUUAUACUAACGACUUUGGUACUGAUAAUUGAGUCCAGAUGGACAGGAUCUCCGAAGCCCAAGCAUUUCGUCAUUGAGAACAAUUCAACUUGCUGGAUGAAGGAAGAGUAUGAAAUCAUCCAGGAUUGCCAUCCUUGUUCAGCUUUUGAGAUUGCCAGCAAGAUCAAGGGAGUCUGCAUUCAUACCCACAACAAGGAAGUCCUCAGAUGCAAGAGCGGAGAGACAGUUUCAAGGAGCUGCGACAAAGUUGCCUGGAUGGACAAGAGGAAUUUCUGGACAUUCGAGAGCAUUCUCUGCAUUGUUGGCAUCCUCUCCACUCUCGUAUCUUUUUAUCGGCAGAAACUCCUGGACAAAAAGGUAAUGAUGAGAAUUCACAGGCAGCUGCAUCAGUCAGUUUGAUGAGACGCCUCUCAGGACAAUGAGUUUCUGCCACAAUUUCCUAGCCAGAAAUUCUGGCAGAAGCUCAAUUCUCUGUAAUAUUUUGUUUUUGUAAAUACAACCAUGAGUCAUCGAUCGCAGUUUGCCAUGAAAAAUGCUAAAAAUUGAUGAAGAAUAAUUUAUUUUAUAAAGAAAA